CAUAUGUGUAGGUUCAGAAAACAUGCAGAUAAUGUAUCCAGCAAUCUUUGAUCAGCUUUUGGCAUUUGUAGAAUUCUCCUGUAAACCGCCACAGUAUGGACAGCUGGAAAUGAAACACAUUGCAAAUGCAAAAUAUAAUCAGAUACAACUAUUUGCACCGGCAGAAUGGGUAGCAUUGAAUUACGUACCAUUUGCUGAGAGAUCUUUGGAAGUUGUGGUGGAUUUAUAUCAAAAGACUGCUUGCCACAAAGCUGUAGUUAAUGAGAAAGUUCUUCAGAACAUUAUUAAGACACAGAGGAUACCUCUGAGCCUGAAGUACGCCUGCCCCUCUGAAAGCACAUGGAAACUAGCAGUAUCUUCUCUUCUUAAAGUUCUUUCUAUUGGACUGCCAGUUGCAAGGCAGCAUGCUUCUUCUGGAAAAUUUGACAGUAUGUGGCCAGAACUAGCCAACACACUUGAAGACUUUUUUUUCACCAAAAGGUACAUGCAACUUUAUUUUUAAAGUUGUGAAAAAAUG
Molecule: messenger RNA, 517 nt
Organism: Chelonoidis abingdonii (Abingdon island giant tortoise)
Lineage: Eukaryota; Metazoa; Chordata; Testudines; Testudinidae
Source: RefSeq, a predicted model, not a curated record